AGCUGUAGGGCUAUUCGUUAAAACUGCAAACGACGUGAUAGAAGAUGCCUGAUCCCGUGAAAGCGCCGAAGAAGGGCUCAAAGAAAGCCGUCUCCAAGAGCGUCACCAAGACCGGCAAGAAGAAGAGGAAGACCAGGAAGGAGAGCUACGCCAUCUACGUGUACAAGGUCCUGAAGCAGGUCCACCCCGACACCGGCAUCUCGUCCAAGGCCAUGCUGAUCAUGAACUCGUUCGUGAGCGACAUCUUCGAGCGCAUCGCCGGCGAGUCCUCCCGUCUGGCUCACUACAACAAGCGCUCCACCAUCACCUCCAGGGAGAUCCAGACCGCCGUCCGCCUGCUGCUGCCCGGUGAGCUGGCCAAGCACGCCGUGUCUGAAGGCACCAAGGCCGUGACCAAGUACACCAGCUCCAAGUAAACCCGCUGCUGCACCACCAACACAAAGGCCCUUUUCAGGGCCACCCACUGCUUCAACUAGAGCUCUUUCCUGUUGACGUAUGUAGUAAUUACACCUCCUGUCUCUUCAUCUUAGUCUUUGCCAUAAUAAUGUUCUGUUCCGAUUGUGCAUCAACUCCGACCUUUACUUUGUCAUGUGCUGGAUAUAUGAAUGUUUACAUUCAUACGUUCCUGCGGACCAAGCAAUUUGUAGAAAUAAAUUCCUCCUUUUUAAUCCGA
Micropterus salmoides (largemouth bass) is the source of this 673-nucleotide messenger RNA. Its product is annotated as histone H2B 1/2-like. The record is from RefSeq and is a predicted model, not a curated record. Gene Ontology annotation, molecular function: protein heterodimerization activity; structural constituent of chromatin; DNA binding. Gene Ontology annotation, cellular component: nucleosome. Bases 45 to 416 code for a protein of 123 amino acids. The transcript has a single exon. Lineage: Eukaryota; Metazoa; Chordata; Actinopteri; Centrarchiformes; Centrarchidae.